This is a messenger RNA of Aspergillus thermomutatus, 5683 nucleotides long. RefSeq lists its product as uncharacterized. Gene Ontology annotation, molecular function: ABC-type transporter activity; ATP hydrolysis activity; ATP binding. The annotation marks the transcript as partial. The transcript is spliced from 12 exons. Gene Ontology annotation, biological process: transmembrane transport. The record is from RefSeq and is a predicted model, not a curated record. Lineage: Eukaryota; Fungi; Ascomycota; Eurotiomycetes; Eurotiales; Aspergillaceae. Gene Ontology annotation, cellular component: membrane.
AUGGAUACUAUCCUUUCGAAGCACUACGAAAAGACCCCUCGGCCAUUUCACGCCGGCGUUCUGACUGCAUAUAAUGCUCAAGGACAUACAAUCCAUUCCAGCACCCAGGGCACCCAGACCGGGGACCUUUCCGGCCCCGCAGUCACCGAAGAUUCAAUCUUCUGGGUCGCGUCCUUGACCAAAAUCGUCACGGCCGUCGCUGUGAUGAUUAUCGUCGAGCGAGGCUUGAUCUCACUAGACGAUGAUGUCGGCCAAGUUGUGCCAGAGCUGGCAGCGCCGGAGGUCCUGUCUGGAUUUGAUGAAGAUGGAAAACCCAUUGUGUAUCGGACGGAGAAGAAGCUCACUUUGCGCCAUCUCUUGACACAUACAAGCGGCUUCACAUAUAGCGUGAUGAGCGAGAAUCUGCGGAAGUGGGCGGAGUAUCAUGGGAGAAACAUCGACCACACAACGGGAACUUAUGAGUCAAUCACAUAUCCUCUCACCUUCGAACCAGGCGAGGAUUGGAAAUACGGGCCCGGAGUGGACUGGGCUGGGCGAGUGGUCGAAGUCCUCUCCGGGAGGAAACUCGGGGAAUUCAUUCAUGAGAACAUCUGCGGCCCAUUGGAUCUCCAAUACACCACCUUCCACCCGGAGACACUGCCCAACUUUGAGAAGAAAAGAGUGGAGAUAGCCCUCCGCGACAGGGACGGAUCCCUAACCCCAACCAAAGAGGUUUUCCCCCUUCCUGCGCCGGAAGACCUCGGCGGUGGAUCACUGUAUUCCACGCCUCGCGAGUUCACCGAAUUUCUCGCCGCUCUUCUCGCAGGAGGUCGGGGGAUCAUCAAACCCGAAAGCGUGGAGGAGAUCUUUCGGCCUCAGCUGCCGGAAGCCGUGAGGAUAACGCUUAACCAGCAGAUCAAUAUGCCCGGAGCGCAAGGAAUGAAAUGGCUGUUUACGACGGGGGAUCAAAUCGACUUUGGGCUGACCGUCUCAGUCACGGUUUCCGAUGUCCCGGAUGGUCGUGCACAUGGGACGGUUUCGUGGGGAGGACAUACAAAUACUCAUUGGAAAUGUCACUAUCAAUCUGGUCUGAGCACCAAAUCCCUGUCCAAUGGCAGACUCAAAGCAGCUCUGUUCCUGGAGCGGUGGAUCUGCGCGAUUUUCAACGAGAGUGAAAGGGUCUCGUUCCUGGUUACUUCACGGUGCCGAUCUAGCAUCCGCUUUGUCGGUUAUCCCAAUCCGUGUAGUCCACCAAGCAUGAUGGAGUACCCUGAAGACGAACCCUCUGCAUCGCGAGCUCCUACGGAGUACGGUGACUAUGGCGAAGAGCCCCCCGAGAAGAAAGAAGCCCUCGCCAUUCCCCAGAUCAACAUCCGCGAAGCCGCCAGCGCCGAAACCCUCGCCUCACCCCACCACACAGACGUUGCUUCGCCCCCUGGCAAAGAUACAGAAUGGAGCAUGACGCCGCAAGUCAUCCGCAUGAAAGAGCAGGAAGAAGCCGCAGGGUUCAAGCGUCGAGAGCUAGGCGUCACCUGGCAGAACCUCACCGUCGAGGUCCUCGCUGCCGAAGCCGCGGUCAAAGAAAACAUCUUCUCCCAGUUCAACGUGCCCCAGCUGAUCAAAGACUAUCGUCGGAAACCACCUCUGAAAGCUAUCCUGCAGGACAGCCAUGGAUGUGUCAAGCCCGGAGAGAUGUUGCUGGUCCUUGGCCGGCCGGGAUCAGGAUGCACCACCUUGCUCAAGAUGCUCUCCAACCGGCGAAGGGGAUACCAUACUAUCAACGGGGACGUGCGGUUUGGCAGUAUGACACCGGACGAAGCGGCGCAGUACCGAGGCCAGAUCGUUAUGAACACGGAAGAAGAGAUCUUCUACCCGCGCCUGACAGUUGGCCAGACCAUGGACUUUGCCACCAAGCUCAAGGUCCCAUUUCACCUUCCCGACGGAGCGAAAUCGGUGGAUGAGUAUGUGGCAGAGACGAAGAAGUUCCUGUUGGAAUCGAUGAAGAUCGCACACACGGAAGAGACCAAGGUCGGCAAUGAAUUUGUCCGUGGUGUCUCAGGUGGCGAGCGGAAGCGUGUCUCAAUCAUUGAAUGCAUGGCUACCAGGGGCUCGGUCUUCUGCUGGGAUAAUAGUACCCGCGGUCUGGAUGCCAGUACAGCCUUGGAAUGGGCCAAGGCCCUGAGAGCCAUGACCAAUGUGCUUGGCCUCUCUACCAUCGUCACUCUUUAUCAGGCGGGUAAUGGCAUCUACAACCUCUUCGAUAAAGUGCUCGUGCUGGAUGAAGGGAAGCAGAUUUUCUAUGGCCCGGCAGCGGCCGCAAAGCCCUUCAUGGAAGAUUUGGGAUUCGGGUACACUGAUGGUGCUAAUAUCGGUGACUUUUUGACCGGCGUUACUGUCCCUACCGAGCGAAGGAUCCGUCCAGGCUUCGAGAACAGGUUUCCUCGCAAUGCAGACGCAAUCCUGGCCGAAUACAAGAACUCCCGCAUAUACCAACACAUGGUCACCGCAUACGACUAUCCCAACAGCGAGAUCGCCCGUCAAAGAACCGCAGAUUUCAAGGAGUCCGUCGCCUGGGAAACUUCCAACCGUCUCCCCAAGAACAGCCCGUUGACGAUCAGUUUCCUGGGACAGCUCAAGGCGUGCACAAUCCGUCAGUACCAGAUUCUCUGGGGUGAGAAGUCAACCUUUCUUAUCAAGCAGGUCAUGUCCCUCGUCAUGGCUAUCAUCGCUGGCUCUUGCUUCUAUGACUCUCCGGAUUCAUCAGCUGGACUGUUCACAAAGGGUGGAGCUGUCUUCUUCAGCAUGUUGUAUCCAUGUAUCCUGGCCAUGGCAGAGGUGACCGAGUCGUUCAAAGGACGACCGGUUCUGGUCAAGCACAAGUCGUUUGCAAUGUAUCAUCCGGCCGCGUUCAGCUUGGCGCAGAUCACUGCCGACUUUCCCGUGCUAUUUGUCCAGUGUACCCUCUUCUCGGUCGUGAUCUAUUGGAUGACUGGGUUGAAGCACACGGCGGCUGCUUUUUUUACCUUCUGGGUCAUUCUCUUCACCGUCACUUUAUGUAUCACUGCCCUCUUCCGUUGCAUUGGAGCCGGAUUCAGUUCGUUUGAAGCCGCCUCGAAGAUUUCUGGAACAGCGAUCAAAGGAAUCGUCAUGUAUGCAGGCUACAUGAUCCCCAAACCGAAGAUCAAGAACUGGUUUCUGGAACUCUACUAUACGAAUCCCUUUGCCUACGCCUUCCAGGCUGCUCUGUCCAACGAGUUCCAUGACCAGGAGAUCCCCUGCGUCGGCAACAACCUCGUGCCCAGCGGUCCGGGAUACGAAAAUGUCCCUUCGGCCAACAAAGCCUGCACAGGCGUGGGCGGCGCUCUCCCUGGAGCGGACUACGUGACUGGUGAUCAGUACCUCUCGUCGCUUCAUUACAAGCACUCCCAAAUGUGGAGAAACUACGGCAUUCUCUGGGCUUGGUGGGGAUUUUUUGCUGUGUUCACCAUCAUCUGCACUUCUUUCUGGAAUGCCGGGGCCGGGGCCGGAGCGUCCCUCCUGAUUCCCCGUGAGAAACUUAAGAAGACUCGAGCACAUGCAGACGAGGAAGCGCAGAGGGAGAAGAAUCCCGCGCGGGACAACGGCAGCGGCGGUGUUGCCGGAGAUGACAAUCUCACCCGGAAUACUUCUAUCUUUACCUGGAAAAAUCUCACGUAUACAGUCAAAACGCCUUCUGGGGACCGGGUCCUGUUGGAUAACAUCCACGGAUGGGUGAAACCCGGCAUGCUGGGUGCGCUCAUGGGCUCUUCGGGCGCUGGUAAGACGACGCUGCUCGACGUGCUCGCUCAACGGAAAACCGAGGGAACCAUCAAGGGAUCGAUCAUGGUUGACGGCCGGCCAUUGCCAGUCUCCUUCCAGAGAAUGGCUGGUUAUUGCGAGCAACUGGACGUCCAUGAGCCUUAUGCCACCGUCCGCGAAGCCUUGGAAUUUUCUGCCCUGCUGCGUCAGUCCAGAGACAUACCCCGGGAAGAGAAGCUCAAAUACGUCAAUACGAUCAUUGAUCUGCUGGAACUACAUGAUCUCGCUGAUACCCUGAUUGGCACAGUGGGAAACGGUCUCAGUGUUGAACAGAGAAAGCGUGUGACUAUAGGAGUUGAAUUGGUGUCCAAACCUAGUAUCCUCAUCUUCCUGGACGAGCCUACGUCCGGUUUGGAUGGCCAGUCUGCAUUCAACACGGUGCGAUUCCUCCGCAAACUAGCGGAUGUGGGCCAGGCUGUCCUGGUCACUAUCCACCAACCGUCCGCUCAACUCUUUGCCCAGUUCGAUACUCUGCUGUUGCUCGCUCGGGGCGGCAAGACCGUGUACUUUGGCGAUAUCGGCGAGAAUGCAGCUACGAUCAAGCAAUACUUUGGCAAAUACGGCGCUCAGUGUCCGAUCGAGGCUAACCCGGCUGAAUUCAUGAUUGACGUGGUUACGGGCGGUAUUGAGGCCGUCAAGGACAAGGACUGGCAUCAGAUCUGGCUGGAAUCUCAAGAGCAUCAGAACAUGGUGGUUGAGCUGGACCGGAUGAUCGCUGAUGCCGCUGCAAAGCCGCCUGGCACUCACGACGACGGGUACGAGUUUUCGAUGCCGUUAUGGGAUCAAGUCAAGAUCGUUACUCAUCGGAUGAACGUGGCGCUUUUCCGGAACACCCUGUACGUCAACAACAAAGCCAGUCUGCAUAUCAUCUCUGCCCUUCUAAACGGAUUCUCCUUCUGGCGCAUUGGACCUAGUGUGUCUGCCCUGAAUCUCAAGAUGUUCAGUAUCUUCAACUUUGUCUUCGUCGCUCCUGGCGUCAUUAACCAGCUGCAACCCCUCUUCAUCCAGCGCCGCGAUAUCUAUGAUGCCCGAGAGAAGAAAUCCAAGAUGUAUUCCUGGGUGGCCUUCGUCACCGGUCUCGUUGUGUCUGAAUUCCCCUAUCUUGUCGUCUGUGCGGUGCUCUACUUCCUCUGCUGGUACUACUGUGUCCGCCUCCCUCAUGAAUCAAGCAGAGCUGGAUCCACGUUCUGGACGAUGCUGUGGUACGAAUUCAUUUACACGGGCAUUGGCCAAUUCAUCGCCGCAUACGCCCCCAAUCCCACCUUCGCCGCGCUCGUCAACCCCCUGAUCAUCAGCGUCCUCGUUCUCUUCUGCGGCAUCUUCGUCCCCUAUACUCAGCUCAACGUCUUCUGGAAAUACUGGCUCUACUACCUCAACCCAUUCAACUACGUUGUCUCCUCCAUGCUGACCUUUGGCAUCUGGGGCGCAAAGGUCACCUGCAACGAGGAAGAGUUUGCCUUAUUCGAUCCAAUGAACGGAACCUGUGCCGACUACCUCUCAGACUAUAUGAUGGGCGCCGGGUGGCGCAUUAACCUCACCAACCCGGACGCUACCUCGCAGUGCAAAGUGUGUGAGUACCGGAGUGGCAGCGACUUUCUGACGACGCUCAACAUCAAGCAUUACUACUACGGGUGGAGAGAUGCGGCGAUCACCGUCAUCUUUGCCAUUAGUGGCUACGCUCUGGUCUUUGGACUGAUGAAGUUGAGGACGAAGGCUUCUAAGAAGGCUGAAUGUGACAAUCUCCCAGGGCAAAAAGAGCUCACCGAAGCCUACGAGCUCGAACUACAAUCCCAAAAUGGCGAGCCGAUCCGGUUCGGCGAGCUCGUCGCAGGGAAAGGAGGCCAUAUCACAACGAUUGUGAUUUUCA